Theobroma cacao (cacao) is the source of this 537-nucleotide messenger RNA. The record is from RefSeq and is a predicted model, not a curated record. Lineage: Eukaryota; Viridiplantae; Streptophyta; Magnoliopsida; Malvales; Malvaceae.
AUGAAGGCAAAUGGUAGUAUAGAAAGGUUCAAGGCUCGUUUGGUUGCAAAAAGAUACAGUCAAAUUGAAGAUAUAAAUAAUGCCUUCCUUAAUGGGGACCUUGAUGAAGAAAUGUAUAUGUCUUUACCACCUGGUUAUCAAGUCAAGAGGGAGUAUCUUCCUAAUACUAAGUUAGUCUAUAAUGGUGGUUUUGUAACACUGCUGGUUUAUGUUGAUGACAUAAUCAUUGAUUCCAAUAAUCUUCAGUUAUCAAUGGACGUCAAAACUUAUCUAAGUUCACAUUUUAAGCUAAAAGAUCUUGGAGAAGUUAAGUACUUUCUUGGACUUGAAUUAGCAAGGUCAAUUGAGGGUAUAUCAAUUUGCCAAAGAAAGUAUGCUUUGGAUAUGUUGGAAGAGCAUGGACUUCUUGGUGUAAAACCAGUUUCAACUCCUAUUUAUUAUAAUCACAAAUUAGAAAAGGCCACUGAUGAUGAACAACUAGCAGAUGCAACGCUAUAUCGGCAACUCAUUAGGAAGCUUAUCUCAGUUUAUGGAUAA